AAAAUGGCGGAGUAUAUGGAUGUUCCAAAACCAGCCGGAAGAUCGGUUUCAAUCAGUGAAGAGAGAAAUUUUGUGAUGCCAAGUUUACCUGACAACAACGGGUAUGAGUCUGAGAGUGAUGUUGGAGAUAGAAAACAGUCUGGAACAUCGUUUCUUCUACCAGCUGUAAACCUAGCCAGAAGACUCAGCAUGCGAAUCUCAGGAAACAGAGAUUUGAGUCUUGUGAGAAGAAGAAAAAGGCGUGCUGUUAGAAAUGAGAAUAAAGGAUUCAACAACGGUAGAAGAAAAAGUAUGUUCGAAGGUCGAAGUUCUAUCGCACAAAUGAGUUUGGACAUGGAACGAGGUCUCAUCAUUCUCAAGGAAGAAACACCAAACCCUAUUAUGAAUAUUCUACAUUUAGGAAUGAGAAGAAUACGAAUUCUAUUAGGGUUGCAGUACACCGGUGUACCUGUAGAUGCACCAGUCGAACCAGAGACUAUAUCUUUACAAACAUUGGAGCCUGCGCAUAGAUACAGACCCUCAGGAAUUAAACAUCUCUGCCAAGAAACAGGGUUUUCUGAAUCCGAGUUGAAGCGACUAUACAGAGGUUUCAAGAAUGAAUGUCCGACAGGUGUAGUUGACGAGGAGAAUUUUCAUAAUAUCUACACUCAUUUAUUUCCCUGGGGAGAGGAGAGUUACCACCCCUAUAUCUGCUCCUACUCCCAUUAUCUAUUCUCUACACUAGACCAGGGGGACAGAGGAAUUAUCACAUUUGAGGAUUUUGUCCUAGCGCUGUCUUUACUCUACCACGGUACAGAGGAGGAGAAAAUAGAAUGGACAUUUAAAUUAUAUGACUUGAAUGGGGACGGAUUGCUGCAAAAAGAUGAACUCUUGGAUGUUGCAAUAGCGGUGUUAGAGCUGAUGGGAAAGAGUGAGAAUAGUGACUCAAUACCUGAUGGUCUAGUUUCAAAGAUUGGAGACAUUUUUGAGGAUAUGGAUGUAAACAGUGAUGGGGCAGUUUCUUUAGAUGAGUUUACCACAUAUUGUAAGGCCGAGGGUAUAGUACCAUGUUUGAAUGCAGUUAUAUCAGGAUUUAAGAUUUAAACUUUAAAAAGUAAUGCUGAAAAUUGUAAUAAGGGUUUCAAUUUUUUUGGCGCAAAUUUGCUUCCGAAUUGCCUAAAGUUUUUCGCAAAAAUUGUAAAACAAGACCCAUUUUUUCUGCGACUUUUAUUUUACAUAUUCUUAUUGAAUAAAUUGGAAAAUCUUCA
Molecule: messenger RNA, 1247 nt
Organism: Eurytemora carolleeae
Lineage: Eukaryota; Metazoa; Arthropoda; Copepoda; Calanoida; Temoridae
Product: Kv channel-interacting protein 4
Exons: 17
Coding region: 4-1083 (359 amino acids)
Molecular function (GO): calcium ion binding
Source: RefSeq, a predicted model, not a curated record